This is a messenger RNA of Leucoraja erinaceus (little skate), 4055 nucleotides long. It is a transcript of the gene atp11a, whose product is annotated as ATPase phospholipid transporting 11A. Gene Ontology annotation, biological process: phospholipid translocation. NCBI's taxonomy places the organism in Eukaryota, Metazoa, Chordata, Chondrichthyes, Rajiformes, Rajidae. The coding region runs from base 146 to 3736 and encodes 1196 amino acids. The transcript is spliced from 29 exons. Gene Ontology annotation, cellular component: recycling endosome; trans-Golgi network; endoplasmic reticulum. Gene Ontology annotation, molecular function: ATP binding; ATP hydrolysis activity; magnesium ion binding. The record is from RefSeq and is a predicted model, not a curated record.
CAUUAAUCGUUUUGCGUUCCUUGCUUCGUCGCUGAGUUGCUCAGGAGUGGUGGCUGGGUCUUGAUUUUAGUGCCGGGGGGCGGGGACGAAGUAUGCGCCGCGCCUCAGCGGAAUAGAGUCGGGAGCAGAGAGUGGGAGGAGGGCGAUGGAUUGGAGCGGGAUCGGGUCGGCGAUCCGCCGCUGGUGUGCUGGAGAAGAGAACUGGGUGGAUAAUCGGACGGUUUACAUUGGGCACCGUGAACCCCCUCCUGGCACUGAGGCUUAUAUUCUACAAAAAUAUCCGGAUAAUAGGAUUGUUUCUUCAAAGUAUACUUUCUGGAAUUUCUUUCCCAAAAACUUGUUUGAACAAUUUAGAAGAAUUGCUAACUUCUAUUUCCUGAUCAUAUUUCUCGUUCAGCUGAUCAUUGAUACUCCGACCAGUCCAGUAACAAGUGGACUUCCAUUAUUCUUUGUCAUCAUAGUGACCGCAGUCAAACAGGGUUAUGAAGAUUGGCUUCGGCAUAAAGCAGAUAAUGCAGUGAAUAAAUGCCCUGUUCACAUCAUCCAGGAUGGCAAGUUGGUUCAAAAGCAGAGUUACAAAUUGCACGUUGGUGACAUUGUGAUGACCAAAGAGAAUGAAACCUUUGCUUGUGACAUGGUCUUCUUAUCUUCAAGUGCCAAUGGAACAUGUUUUGUCACUACAGCAAGCCUGGAUGGCGAGUCGAGCACAAAGACAUACCAUGCUGUUCAAGAAACAAAAUUGUUGCAAACUGAGGAAGAAUUGGACACUUUGAAUGCCACAAUUGAAUGUGAGCAGCCCCAACCUGAUUUGUACAAUUUCGUUGGCCGUAUCAAUAUUUACCAUGAGUCGGAGGGGCCAAUUGCAAGGCCUUUGGGAUCAGAAAAUGUCCUGCUAAGAGGAGCAACAUUAAAAAAUACCAAGAUUGUGUAUGGUGUGGCAAUAUACACCGGCAUGGAAACCAAGAUGGCAUUGAAUUAUCAAUCCAAGUCACAGAAGCGUUCUGCUGUGGAAAAGUCAAUGAAUGCAUUCCUCGUUGUGUACUUGUGUAUCCUGGUCAGUAAAGCGCUGAUAACCACUGUCCUGAAAUAUGUAUGGCAGAGUGAUUCCAUGAGAGACGACCCUUGGUUUAACAUGAAAACACAGACAGAACGUCGGAAAAAUAAGUUCUUGUCAUCAUUUACAGAUUUUCUGGCCUUCAUGGUUCUGUUCAAUUACAUUAUUCCAGUCUCCAUGUAUGUCACUGUGGAAAUGCAGAAGUUCUUCGGCUCCUACUUCAUUACUUGGGAUGAGGAAAUGUUUGACGAUGAACUUUAUGAGGGACCAACAGUAAAUACAUCGGAUCUUAACGAAGAAUUGGGGCAGGUUGAAUAUGUUUUCACAGAUAAGACGGGAACGUUGACAGAGAAUAACAUGGAGUUUAUUGAGUGCUGUAUUGAUGGCCGUGUACAUGUAUCGCAAUCUAUAUCCAAUGGACAAAGCUUUUACAGCCACAUAGCAAUUGAUUUCAUUGAUGCACCUGUGGCAGUGGUGGACCGGGGAAGAGAGGACUUGUUUUUCCGUGCAUUGUGUCUUUGCCACACAGUCCAGGUGAAGAGGGAAGACCAGACAGAUUGUCCAAAGCAGGAUCAGGAAAAUCGAAGAUCUUCAGUUUAUAUUUCCUCCUCGCCAGAUGAGAUUGCUCUGGUAGAAGGUGUAAAGAGGUAUGGGUACAGUUUCCUGCAGCUGAGGGACAAUUAUAUGGAGCUUGAGAAUGCAGAGGCUGAAGUUGAAAGGUAUGAAUUACUGGAGAUAUUGAAAUUUGACUCCGUGAGGCGUCGGAUGAGCGUCAUCGUUCGAUCAGAAUCGGGUGAAAUAAUAAUGUUCUGUAAAGGGGCUGACUCGUCGAUUUUUCCCCGAGUGAAGGAAGGGAAGUUGGACCUUGUACAACAACGAGUGCAGCACAACGCAGUGGAAGGACUGCGAACAUUAUGUGUCGGCUACAAAGUUCUGACCUGUGAAAAGUAUGAAGAAAUCCACACACUCCUUCAGAAUGCAAAACUCUCUCUCCAUGACCGGGAUAGGAAGCUUGCAGAAGCUUAUGAUGUGGUUGAAAUGGACCUGGAUUUGCUGGGAGCAACCGCUGUAGAGGACAGGCUACAAGACAAGACUGCAGAGACUGUAGAAGCCUUGCAACAGGCUGGAAUCAAAGUCUGGGUUCUCACAGGAGACAAAAUGGAAACCGCUGCAGCCACAUGUUACGCAUGCAAGCUUUUCAGAAGAACUACACAACUCUUUGAGCUGACAACUAAACGAAUAGAGGAGCAAAAUUUACAUGAUGUGCUUUUUGACCUGAGUCGAACAAUUCUCAGGCAAAGCGGUACCUUGCGGAGAGACAGUUAUUCAGGAUUUUCUCAGCUCGAUUUACAUGAUUAUGGUCUGAUCAUCGAUGGGGCCACACUCUCACUUGUCAUGAAGCCUGGUGAAAACGGCAAUUCAAGCAGUUACAAAGAUCUCUUUCUGGAAAUAUGUCGCCAAUGUAGUGGAGUUUUAUGCUGCAGAAUGGCACCUUUACAGAAAGCACAGAUUGUUAAACUGAUUAAAGUUUCAAAAGAACAUCCCAUAACCUUGGCAAUUGGUGAUGGCGCAAAUGAUGUCAGUAUGAUACUGGAAGCUCAUGUUGGAAUAGGUAUUUUGGGAAAGGAAGGUCGACAAGCUGCACGGAACAGCGACUAUUGCAUUCCUAAAUUUAAACAUCUCAAGAAGUUGCUGCUUGUCCAUGGCCAUUAUUAUUACGUUCGAAUUGCUGAACUCGUCCAGUAUUUUUUCUACAAGAAUGUUUGCUUCAUAUUUCCUCAGUUUUUAUACCAAUUCUUUUGUGGAUUUUCACAGCAGCCAUUGUAUGACACUGCAUAUCUUACAUUGUACAACAUCAGCUUCACUUCUCUUCCCAUCCUGUUGUAUAGCCUGAUGGAACAGCAUGUUAGUGUCGAUGCUCUCAAAAGAGACCCGACAUUGUACAGGGACAUUGCCAAAAAUUCCUUGUUAUGUUGGAAGUUGUUCCUUUACUGGACAUUCCUGGGAGUAUUUGAUGCCGUGAUAUUUUUCUUUGGUGCUUAUCUUCUGUUUGACCACUCAGCAAUGACCAGCAAUGGAAAGGUCUUUGGAAACUGGACGUUUGGCACCCUGGUUUUCACAGUGCUGGUAUUUACGGUAACUCUGAAGCUUGCAUUGGACACUCAUCACUGGACGUGGAUGAAUCAUUUAGUGAUUUGGGGCUCACUGGUGUUUUACAUCAUUUUUUCGCUGCUCUGGGGAGGUGUUAUCUGGCCUUUCCUUAAUUACCAGACAAUGUACUAUGUCUUCAUGCAAAUGCUGUCAACAGGACCGGCCUGGUUAGGAAUUACGCUGCUACUGACUGUAAGCCUUCUUCCAGAUGUCGUUAAAAAAGUCAUCUGCAGGCAGCUUUGGCCAACAGCAGCAGACAAAGUCCAGGAACACCUAAGGAAAUCCGAGAAUCAGGUGUCAGAAUUUACCCCACUUGCUCCCGCUCCGAGUUCCAUCUACACAAACAACAUGCACGGGUCCCAGGAACAAAGGAAAUCUCUCUCGACUCCAAAUUCCAGAAAGAUGACACAUACAUAUUGGACAGAGGAUGAAUAUUCUAACAAUCUAACAGUGCUUGACUAUUCUGGUAAUCGCUGCUCUUCCAAUGUUCACUGUAAGUUUGUUGGGUCUGGUUUGGAAACAGCUGUGUAGCAGUGAUAAUUGUUGUUCAAUACUGUGGUUUUGAGUUAAAUCAUUUUUAUUUUGGGAAGACAAAUACAUUCAGAUGCAAGAUAUAUUUUAGAUUUCAUAUUAAAUAUAAAUUAAUGUGACAUUUUUAUUCUACCUGGGUUGGUUAAUCUUACAAUAUACACAGUCCGGCACUGUGUGGCUGGAACCGUGACAUAAUUUUAUUGUCCAAUCUUAUUCCUUGUAACCUGUUUUGUCAACCAGUCAGAUCAAACUAUAGAUGUAAAAUGACCAUUAACUUAUCAACGAGGUGGCAUUAAUGAAAUAAAAGUAUGCCAUUGUU